Messenger RNA from Phlebotomus argentipes, 6861 nucleotides. RefSeq lists its product as uncharacterized. The coding region runs from base 2019 to 4730 and encodes 903 amino acids. The transcript is spliced from 9 exons. The record is from RefSeq and is a predicted model, not a curated record. Gene Ontology annotation, biological process: protein dephosphorylation. Gene Ontology annotation, molecular function: protein phosphatase regulator activity; calcium ion binding. NCBI's taxonomy places the organism in Eukaryota, Metazoa, Arthropoda, Insecta, Diptera, Psychodidae. Gene Ontology annotation, cellular component: protein phosphatase type 2A complex.
CUUGAGACUUGGAUUUGUUCAAAUGUGCUCCCGUGUGUCGGUGAAGAAACUUCUUUUCCCAAUCUGCACUAUAUCGUGAGAGUUUAUUAGUAUAUUUCGUGUGCGGUUUGGGUGUUUGAGAGUAAUUUGACCCAGAAUCCGCGGAAGAGAAGUUGUGCGAAGACAUUGGAGACGGAGUUCAUAUCCUGAGGAUUACUUCAUAUGCAGAAAAGGAGGUGGAAAAUAGUGAAGAGGGUGUGCGAGUGUGUGUGUGUGGUUUGUGAACUUGUGACAUAAGCAGGAUUACCCCGUAUCAAGGAUAUACAUUUGGAAUACUUGCUGCAGCAUUCCUCAGCAUCGCAUGGUGUUUGUCUCUCAGUGCCUGCACCUAUGGUGGUUGUUUUAAGAUAAAUAAUUGGCAGAGUGCAGAGAUUUUAAUCUCAGAGUGGCUGGUUUUUUCUUCUCCGCCUAAGAGCAAGCAUUCUGCAAUUUUUAUGACGUUACAACCAUUCAUAAUAUGUGAAUAUUUUAUGCAGAUUGAGAGACACGACAAAGUGGCUAGAAUUUAUUGCGCGGCUUUUUCGGUGGGAUUCCUACACUAAAAAUUGACUGUGCAAAAUAAUAAUAAAAGAAGUUGUGCGCGCGAGAAGGAAGAAAAAAGCCGUGUGUUGUGAUCUCCUCUCGUUGAUCAAAUUCUAAAUAUAUCAACGCACUGCACAAGUCUCCAAUAAACUCUGCUGUGGCUGCUGCGCGAGAUCGACGGCAAUGUGGAUCACGCACUUUUCUCUCUGCACCGCGUCAGUGUCUCAGAAAGUGCUGUGGAUCGAGUAAGAGAGUCCAAUUGAGAGCUGACGAAGUGAGAGCCAGAAGUAGGAGUUGUUUGAUUGGGACUCUGUGUCAUCGGCCGUCAGUGAGAGACGCUCGUCGUCUAUUUUAGGGGUGUGUUUUAGGGACAAAGGAGCGCGGAGAUCCCAGACACUCGAAUUCUCCUCACAAAUCAACUCAGGAUUCUCCACAGUCGACAAAGUGGUCGAUGAGGACAAGAGCGUGUGUCUUGAGACAAGAUGUGAUCAAAAGUGACUAAUAUAUUUAGUGUGGCGGAAGAAGUUGAAAGGAAUUGGUGGUAAAAAUACUCCGGAGAGGCGAAAAGACUGUUGUGCGAGAGGGGAACUAUGAGUGAUCAAGAGGAGACAUAUAUUUCUAUUACUGUGUUGUGAUUGAUCACGCAAAAUAUUUUCGUUUUUUAUACACCGUCGCAUAGUAUUCUCUCGAGAAUCUAUUUUCGUGGAUUAAUGACGAUCACCGAAGUGAGAGUGAAUUGUAAGAUCAGCGUAGUGUGUGUCUUCUCACAUAUGAGCGGAUUUCAUGCAAUAUAAUCGCAUAACUAAAGAAUGUACGAGAAGAGCUUGAUGGAAUUGUGUUGAUGUUUUAGCGGAGUGAAUCUUUGAUUUCUUAAUUUCUCUGUGUCAAUUAAUUAAUUAUAUACAGUAAAGAAGAAAGAAAAAACCUAAUAACCGUUAAAGAAAUCUGUCUCUAGAUAGAGGCCUUUUUGCCAAACUAGAUACCGCCAAGAACAAGAAGAGAGAAAAAGGUACUACACAAUUGACACGAGAUCAGCAUCACAGAGACAAAAACUCUCGAAAGAAUCACACAAUAACCGUGCUUGUAAUGUUGAUAAAUCAUUGUGAUAACACUUGACGGUGGAAAAAAAGCAUUAAUUGAUGCAUUUGUAGAGGGACACAAAUGGCAAAGGUGUGAAUAUUAAUUACCAACAAUAAGGAAUUUAAUCAAUCCUUUUAAUCACAAAGUACAAAUCACUAAUCCGUACCCAGAAGAUUGUAAUAAUAGCAUUAUAAAUGGAAGGUGGAGAGAGAUAGAGAGAAGCUUAGAAACAGAUACACAUAUUCACACAAAUACUCAGUUAUAAUAGUGGAAAAUUAGAUACUCAACUCGCAUAAUUAAAUUAACAUAUCGAUAUUAGAUGAGAGAGAGAAACACACCGACAAUUGAGAUUAUAAAACGCACAAUUGCACACACUUAUGGCAACUACUGCUAAGCAGUCCUCAUCAGUGCGGAGUCCAUCAGCAGCAACAGCGACAGAGGGCCAGGAGGACAUAGCGACAAUUGCGAAGCAGAUCUCAGAUCAUGCGGAGGCGAUCUAUCAGACGUGGAAGGCUCGCGGUCUGGCCCCAACGGAGAUAUUGAAUUGUCACACGGGCGGUGACGCGUUUGGGAAGACGCUCACACCAGCAUCAUCAUCGUGUCAGCGUCAGGGGAGGGAUUCACAGUCGCCGGUGGCCGAAUUGUUGGCACAAGCGCCGGACAUGUCGAACAAUAAUUUAGAGAAGUUGGUCAAUUCGUUUGUCAGUGAGGACAAGGCGCGAAUAGCGGCCGCACGUAAAUCAUCAUCACCAUCCCCAAUAGCUGGUAUUGGCUCGAUAAAGCACACAUUGCAGAAAUUCGAGAGUAACAGUGGCAGCAACAGCGUGGUGAGGCCAAAAUUCGCGCGCACGCCGAGUCCACAGCCGAGUGGUGGUGUAAAUGCCCUGAAUAAGAAUGUACCAGAUGUGCUGAUAGAUACAAUUGAGCCGAAUCUCGCGAAGCGCGAACGUGAACCCAGUCCGCAGAAGCCACAGACACCAGCUAAGCCCGCCAAUUUGAUCAAUCACGUCCCCUCGUGGCCGCUGAAGAAUCGCGUGGUGGUGGGAAAAAGUGGCAAUUCGGGCCAGGUGAAUCGCGUGGAGGAUGACACACCAGCGUCCACGGCGGUGGCGCUGGUGAGGAAGCAGCAGCAAGAGAGGCAGGAGAAGCAGGACAAGGAGGCGAAGAAGAAGACGGCCGACCUCAUGGAUGAGGUGACGCGCGAGGAGGAGCGCCUCAUCAAUGCCCUCAAGACUGGCACGGUGCUGAACAGUGAAAAGAGUCUUCCUGAGGUCAUCACGUCCACUCUCAGUCCGGACGUGACGGACGGCCAGCAACAAUCUGGGGAGUUGCCACAGUGGAACAACUCCGAUCUGUCCGGACAUCCACCCAUCGAUGCCUCUCAUGCCAAAGUGUGGAAUAAUACAGCAGCGGCGGCCAAGCCAGUGAUUCCGCAUCUUAACAAUAACAACAAUGUGAUUGGGAAGGACAAGGAGGACACUCCAGCGCCCGUGGUGAAGGUGUUCAAGCCGCGGACGCUGCGCACCACAGAGGCGGCUGUGCUGCCGCACCACUUCCCGGAGCCGCCAGUGCCGAAGAAAAAGGAGCUGAAUCCCAUCAGGCCCUUUCUCACGCGCGGGUCCGUGGCUGAGCGUGUGCUGAUCUUCGAGCGGUGUCCAUCGAAGGCGCCACCGAGGAAUGCUCCCAAGGAGCCAUCGAAGCUUCAGUCAAAAGCAGCACUCCCAAAACCGCAACAGACACACACAACCCUUCAGAGGCAUAUCAAAGGAUCCGUUCGGAGUGUUUAUAUUCCAAGAUUCCACUUUCCGAAUGGAAAACCACCACCUCAGAUCAGUGUCGAGACGACAAUGCAGCGCAUUCAGGCGACAGUGCAUCUAUUUCCCAAUUCACAGAUCCAUCGUGAUGAAUUCCACCAGAUUGUGGCAGUUUGUGGCUUUCCUGUUUACUGGCGAGCGCCACUCUUCAACUGCACACAACAUACGCCGAGCGGCUGUGUCGAUGGCUAUAAAUUUAUGGAUUUCUGGAAGCACAUGUCGCUGAGUUGUCACGACUCCACGUCCAGAUUUGUGUACAUCCUGUCGAAGGGAAAUCGCUCGAGGCAGUACAUCUUGCCGGAGGAUUUGGCUCCGCUGGUGCAGGACGUCGUGGAGACACAUCCGGGUCUGGCAUUCCUCAAGGAGGCCGCGGAGUUUCACUCUCGCUACGUGCACACAGUGAUCGCGAGGAUUUUCUACAGUGUGAACAGAAGCUGGUCGGGCAGGAUAACAGUGUCUGAACUGAGGCGGAGCAAUUUGCUGCAGGUGAUUCAGCUGCUGGAGGAGGAGGAGGACAUCAAUCAGAUCAUGGCGUACUUCAGCUAUGAGCAUUUCUAUGUGAUCUACUGUAAAUUCUGGGAACUCGAUCGUGAUCAUGAUUUGCUCAUUGAUCAAAAUGAUUUGGCACGACACAACGAUCACGCGCUGUCGCUCAGAAUGAUUGAGCGCAUCUUCUCGGGCUGUGUCACGCGCGGCGGCAUCAAGAAUCGCAAUGUGGGCCCCAAUGGGCCACGGAUCACGUACACGGACUUCGUGUGGUUCCUGCUGUCCGAGGAGGACAAGUCCAAUCCCACGGCCAUUGAGUACUGGUUCAGGUGUAUGGAUCUCGAUGGGGAUGGCAUUCUGUCCAUGUACGAGCUGGAGUACUUCUACGAAGAGCAACAGCAGCGAAUGGAGUCGAUUGGAAUUGAGACGCUGCCCUUUGAAGACUGCAUUUGUCAGAUGCUGGAUAUGAUAAAGCCAGUUCGUCCGGGAUGCAUAACAUUGGGCGAUCUGAAGAAGUGCAAGAUGACUCCGAUCUUCUUCGAUACGUUCUUCAAUCUCGAGAAGUACCUUGAACACGAACAGAGAGAUCCAUUUGCCACUUCUCGCGAUAAUGACGAUAUGUCCGACUGGGAUCGCUAUGCGGCUCAGGAGUAUGAGUUGUUGGUCGCUGAGGAAGGUGGUGGAGACACACAAGGCUCGUACGAUGAAGAAGAUGAAUAUGAAUCAAAUAUUGACAUCUUGGAGUCCCAACUUGAAGACUGCAUGAGCAACAUGAUCAAUGAAUGGUAGUAAGUCGUCAUGAGAAAUGUGCUGUAGUGUCUUUGGCGUGAUCUUCAAAUUUUGCAAAUAAGUUUUAGUAGUGGAAGAGAGAUGAUAUUCUUGUAUAUUGAGAAUAUGAAAUGCAUUUAGUUAUAUGAAUGCUUCUCCACUUAUAAUAAAUAUUUCAUAUGUAGAAAGAGUGCAGAAAGUAAGAGAAGUGAAAAGAGAAGUCAGUGCGAAACUGUUGAAGAGAGAUAAAAUUAAUAAUUUGGUAUAAUUCGAAUUUAAUGAUAGUGCGGAAAAUUUAAGUUGUAAUAUUAGGCAUUACGCAUGACGAAGAACAAAAUAGUGAAUACAUAUAUAUUUUAGUGUGUGUGAUAAAAGAUAUUUUGCAACAAUAAUAACUUGAUAAACUCCAUGAUAUGAAAAGAGAAAUUGUCUCGGAGAAGUUAGUUUUGAGAGCUCAUUUUAUCAAAUUUUGAAAACGCAGUCGAGAAGAACCAAAAUGCCUGGUGCUAAGUUUGUUUUUUCGAAUAUGAGUCUCUUUUCAUUUCUUACCAUCAAUGCGAACAAUAUCAAGAGCUUUAAUCUGGUAGAAAGCAAAAAUACGAAUUGAGCUCAAUUUAUGUAUGUUUAGGGCCUCUUAACAUCUUCUAUUGUAAUAUAUUUUCAUCCAAAAUUCGGUUUAUCUUUAGUACACGUGAAGAAGAAUGGAGAAAAGAGAAAUUGUAAAUUGAACGGACGUUUUUAUAUAGAAAUUUUAGGCGAUAACUUAUGACACUUUGUGUAGGACGUUUAAUUGUAUACGUGAAAGUGUGGAAUUAAAUAUUAGACCUUAAAGUUGCAUAAGAGAAUUGUAUGGAUUAUGAAAAGCAGCAUUGAUAAAGUAUUAUCUUGAUGAUCCUUAAAUUUUCCGUAUAUAGAAAUUUUUACAAUGAAAAAAAGUGGAAAUAAAAAUGAAAUCACAAGUCUUCUGAGAACAAGAAAAGAGAAGUAAUGAAAUGAGCAUUGUGGAGUCUGCUUGAGAAUCUCUCUCUCUCUCUCUCUAUCUCUCUUAACUGAAGUAGAUAAUUUUGUAAAGGAAAAACCAAACAAUUUUAGAGAAAAAAAACAUAAAAUAGAUUCAAUAAGAACAAAUACAUAGUAAUAGACGGAGAGGAAAAUCAGUGAACUAAACUCAACAAACUACUUGAGAAAAAAGCACUAGGAGUGAACGUAGAGAAGUGUAUAUCAAUUUUUAUAAACUGCAGAAAUUAGUGAAAUAUUUUUGGCAUGAAAGAGAGACAGAGUUGAAGACAAACGUGGCGGAAGUCAGAGGGACAUGAAAUGGCAAGAUGAGCGAUAAGGAAGUUUACAAAUACACCAAAACUAAUUAACUCUAGUUAUUUGCAACUAUAAUCUAGUCCUAUUGUGCUAAUAAUAAAUUAUAGACCUCUUAAGAGAAUAAUUGCAAGAGCGAAAAACAGUAAAGGAAAAUCCUAUAGGCAAGAAAUGUGCGGAAGAAGGAGUAAAAUUAACAUAUAAUCUUCGUAAUUUUCAUUUAAUUUAUUACUUGUGUUUCAUUAAAAAUUAAGGAUAAAACCCAUCCUUGACAAUUUUGUGUGUAGAAGAGCUACAAAAUAUAACGUUAAAGUUAUUGUUUUUAUCUUAUAACUCUUAAUUUCAUAAAUUUAUGUUUUCUUUUUCGUAUAGAAAGGAAAGAAAGCGUACAACCAUGAGCUUGAAUCAUCAAUUUGUGCUAUUUAAAGGAUAUAUAAUUUAUAUAAUGAGAAAUUUACGUAUGACUUUGUCCGCCCCUUUUUUAUUUGUGGGAUGAACAGAGAUGAAAGUGCGAAAGAGAGAUAAAUCUAUUAUUGCAAACUAUACAGAGAAUCUAAUAAUUAAAUUAUUAAUGUUAUAAUUCAUCUCUUCUUUUUAGUUAGGAGGAAAAACUGUUGAACAAUUUUUGUAGAAUGUAUAAAUUUAUUUCCUAUGUUAAAAUCAUACUCAAAGUGAAAUGAUUACCCAAUAUUUCUAUGUGUGGGUGGCGAAAAAAGUGUCCCUCUUGAGACAUUUUUACUUAAAGAAGGAGCAGAGACAAGAACACAAAGGUGGAAUUUGUAAUACUGAUUAAAUUUUGUGUUAAAUGAGGAGACAUAAUAAAGAGGAACAAGAAAGUAAA